Messenger RNA from Paramecium octaurelia, 4428 nucleotides. NCBI's taxonomy places the organism in Eukaryota, Ciliophora, Oligohymenophorea, Peniculida, Parameciidae. The record is from the annotation of a GenBank genome assembly.
AUGUCGUAACUUCUUAUGGUGUGGUUGAACGAUGAAGUAUAGUUGAGUAGGAAGGUGACAUCAUUCGAAAAGGAUUUUCAUAAUGGGUAUCUAUUUGGAGAGUUACUGAGCAAGUUCAAUUAACAACUCAAUUUCGAAGAAUUCUCUAAUAAGUAAUUAUUGAUUUCAAAAUUAAGAGAUGUAAGAGAAGCCAAGAUGAAGAAUUUCACUUUGUUGGAACCAACUUUUAAAACUUUACACAUCCCAUUUAAUUUUCAAAUUGCUGAUCAAGUAAUUAAAGGCAAAAAAGGAGUUGCUAUGUAAUUGCUCUAUCAAUUACAAAUGGUAUCCAAUCUAUUCAUUAACAUAGUAAUUGCAAAAAGUAAAUGAUCCUCAUGAUGUCAUGAUGCAUGCAAAAACUGGUAAAUAUAAUGUCAUAUAACCAUUAAUGGUUAUCAGAUAACCAAAAGAGUAAUUUGAUAAAAUGGAAUAAGAAUUCUUCAUAUCUAAACUUAAUGAGAAGAAUAAAGCAUAGAAGGAUGUUAACCUAGAUAAGCAUCUUGGGAAGUUUACAUCUUUUGCCAUUUAAUAAGCGGAAAAAGAACGUAGGUUGAAAAUCAAAGAGGAAACGGAAGAAAGAAAUCUAAAGGAAGAAAUGAGAAAAAUCUAGUUGAAUAAAUUACAAAGAAAUAUGGCAUUUAUGGAAGAUUGGAAUCAAAAAGGAAUUGAAAAUUGGAAAAAGAAUUAAUAAAUUCGACAUAAAAAUAAAGUAGCUGAUGAAAAAUUCAAAUCUACUAUGCAAAAAGCAACUGAAGACAGAUUGAUUCAAACAUAAUAAGUUAUGAGAAGUGAGUUGGAGGAUCAAAUAGAAUAAUUUGAAACCAGAGCAACACAAGAACCAGUCUCCUUAGGAUUGAGGAAUAAGAUGAUGAGUGAAUUCUUGAGAAAGGAAAGAGAUAAAAGAAGAAGAAAAAUGAUUGUGGAUUAGGAAAAGUAAACAGAUGAAUUACAGAGAAGAGAGUACACUGUUUUAGAAAAACUCAAAUAAUAAAGUAAAUAAGAAAAAGAGAUUAUGUAUGAAAUCUGGAGAGCCUAUUAAUGUUAGGAAGUUAUUUUGGAAAAUAGAUAAUUAAGAGAUGAAAAUUAUAGAAAUAAAUAAGAACUCAAUGUAAUUAAUUAGAAAUUUAAAGAAGAAGAAAUGUUAAGAGCAUUAUAAUCAGAAUUUAAUGAAGAAAUAGAAUUACAAUAAAAAAGAUAAUUAGAAAUUAAUGUUGAAUAUAAAUUACAUAUUAGACAAUCAAAUUAUGAAAAAUGUAAAAAAUUAGUAGAGAUUCUCUUCGAAAUUGAAGAAUAGCUCUAUGAACACUUAUAAAACAACGAUUCUAAUUAAUUUAACAAGCAAUUUACCAGAGAGAAUCAUCAUCUAUUCAAAUAAGGCAUGGAACUAAUUCCUUAUAAAAGAUUUAGAACUUAUGAUCCCAUCAAAGAAAUUAAAAAGCAAGAAAGUCUUAACUAUAAACAAAAGGUGUUCCUUGCUAAAAUGGAAAUGCAAGAUUACCUAGAAGGAACUGGAGCCUGGGAUCUCUAUUAAGCCCAAAAUAAUUAUGCUUUAGGGAACCUAGUUAGAUAUCUGAUUGAGAGCUAAUUUUAGAAUUCUACAUCAGAAGUACAAUCUACAGACAUACCUUAUGUACCUUUCAAAGGAAGUUUAAUUGGAUUCUCAUUUAGCGGGAAGAAAACUGUAAGUGAAUUGCUUGCCAAAAAGUAUGGGAUUCAAAUAUUGUCAAUUGAUGUGAUUAUAAAUGAAUUACUAGAAUAUAUUAAGAAAUAUGAAUAAGGUGAAGAACACUCAUAAGUUUGGGAUUAACAAUAAAUUGAAUUAGGUUAACAAAUAUCUGAGUAUCUUUGUUAAGGAGAAGACAUCCCUGAAGAACUUUAUAUCAAAGCAAUUGUCUAGAAAAUUAAAAGGCUAUUUGACAAAUAAGAAUUUGAUUAGAUUUAUGAAGAAUACAAAUCCAAAUAUUAGUCAUUUAAUCCUAGGUAAAGUAGAACCAUUGAUGAAUUUAAUGAUGAUGGUAUAAAUUGGGAGGAUUUUCAUAGAAAUAAUAUGUUUAAUAAUAAACCAUAUUGUAAAGGAUGGCUAUUGGUUGGAUUUCCCCAUAAUUAUGAGUAAGCAAAGUUACUAGAAAAGCAUUUAACAGGUAUUGAACCUCAGGAUGAACUCACUCCUUUGGAAGCUAGACUUAAAGAAGCUGCAAGGGUGGUCAAGCCUAUUGAUUAUGCAGUCAUUCCACGCAAAAAGCAGGAAAGUGGAGUGGGAGUCUGUGUCUAUUUAGAAAUGCCAUCUAAUGAAUAGUGUUUAAGGAGAGCUAUAGGAAGAAGGUAUGAUCAUCAUAAUCACUCAUUAUAUCAUUUGGAAUCCAACACUCCUCAAGUCGAUAAUGCUCCAUUAAUUGAAAGGAUUAAACCCCUCUAUGAAGUAGACAAUUUAUAAUAACUAAUCUCAGAUAAAAAUUCAUAUUUUAUGACACAGAUUGAAGGAUUAAAGAAUUGGUAUAAUAAUUUUGAGUCCACUGAUAAUUCAAAUGCUUAAAGUGCAUUCAUUAGUGUAGAUGCCUCAAAUAAUUAUGAGAGAGUGUUUUAUGAUGUUGAUAAAAUAUUUUAAAACUUUCUUUAAAUUCAAAUUAACAAAAUAUAAUAGAAAUAUGACAAGUAGUAGAAUGAUAUAUUGGAAUAGGAGGAGUUGAUAAAGCAAUAAUAAGAGUAAGCUGAAUUAGAUAAAAAGUGCUAAUUCAAGUAGGUUUAAUUAGACUCUUUGCCUUUAAAGCAACCAAGCUAACAAUUUCUUUAAUAUCUGCAUUCAUUUUGGAAUCAAAUAGAAAACAAAUAUAUUUCCCUCCAAAACAUUUUUAAAGGAUUCAGAGAACAAAGAGAAUUUAUCACAAAUUAUUUAAUGGAUAUUCAGAGAAAGUUCAUAGAUCUAAUUAAUACUCCUGAUGAGAAGUUUUAUCAUGUGAGAAAUUUCUAGGAAUCGUACAAUUAAUUUGUGUAAGAAAAUCCAGAUUUGUGUGAAGAGGAUGUAUGCAAGGAAGAAUUGCACUAAAGAGUAGAUGAUUUAUAUGAUUAAUUAAUUGAUAUCAUUGAUUAAAAAAGAGAUGAUUUGUUAGUAGAAAAAUAAUAAAUACAAAACUCUUAAUUCAUUGAGAAUGAAAUUGAUCUCUUUUUACUAUAAGUGAGAUAGUUAUUAGCGACAGAAUUAGAUAGAGCCUAGAAUUCAGUCUAAUUGCUGAAUGACUACUAUGGAACAUAAGAGGCUAUAGAAUUGUAAGACAUUUAACCUAGUGUUGGAGAAUUGCAAUUGCAAGAAGGAGAUGAUCCUAAUGUAAGAUUAGAUAAACUCAUCGCUGAUUCCUUAAGAAUAUUUGCAGGAGAAGAAGAAAUUAUAGAGGACAAAACAAAAAAAGGAGGCAAAUAACCUGCAAAAAAGGAUGAAAAAAAAGGGAAGAAAGGAAAGGAAGAGGAAGUUGUCAAAAAAGAACUUCAAAAUCCAGAUGCUGUCAAUGCUAUCAGUUUAGAAAAAUAAAUUUUUAAGGAUAGAGUGGAUGCUAUAAAAAGAUAUGCAUAACAAUAAAUUAGAACAUAUAGAUAGGCUGCUGAUCAAUUAUACCUAAAAAUAGAUGAAUGGAUCUAUUACACUCAUUAAACAGAAAUUAAAGCUUUAGAUGCAAUCUCUGGUUUAUUUAGAGGGUAUAUAGAAAGAGUGGAGAGAAUCUAGAAGGAACUUUAAUUAUAGUUUGUGGAUGUUAUUAUUAGUCAUGAGGUCUUAAACUACUUAACACCGAUUCCUCCUCCCUUAACUGCAAGAGAACCAUUAUCCAAAGAAAGAUAUUCUAUUUCUCAGCUCUAUUAUUUGAUAGAAGAUCUGAGAGCCAUUACAAGCACACAUUUGCUAAUUGACAUUAAAUAAUUGGCUUUGCUGUUAGCUAGAUCUUCUUAUGGUGUAUUGAAAUACUCACCAUCUAAAUGGAUGCAAGCCUUAUUAAUUCUAGAUCAAAAUGGGUAAACCUCAAAUUCUAAAUUUUUAGUUAUGUCAAUGUCAGAUAAAUUUGUACAUAUUUGAUUCUUCUUUCAUCUCCAACUCCAAAAGAAGAUGAACUUCAAUAGUAUGCAAGUAAACUAGGUCAACCUUUGGUUAAUAAGGAUACUUUUGUUAAUACUCCAGCUUGGUUUGAUGAAUAUGAGAGGAUACCAGAAGAAGAAAGUACAAUUAUUUAUCAAUAUUAUUUAGAUACUAAUUACUUUGACCGUGUAAUUUACAUUAAAGAAUUGCUAUUCUUCGUUCAUAAGGAUGAAAAUGAUAUGUUAGCUACCAAAUAAUAUAUUGAUAUACUUAAUGUUGAUGGAGACAGAUUUAUAGACUAUUUAUUACAAAACAUACAACAACAAUGA